Messenger RNA from Oryzias latipes (Japanese medaka), 3739 nucleotides. RefSeq names its product lin-54 DREAM MuvB core complex component (gene lin54). Gene Ontology annotation, biological process: regulation of DNA-templated transcription. Gene Ontology annotation, cellular component: nucleus. The record is from RefSeq and is a predicted model, not a curated record. NCBI's taxonomy places the organism in Eukaryota, Metazoa, Chordata, Actinopteri, Beloniformes, Adrianichthyidae.
UUAAAGCCUACGUUACAAUCAAUUUAAUUACAUUUUUAAACUCUAAGCUUUUUUUUUUUCAAAAAUAAAAAAGGGGACAUUUAUUAACCACCGGAAACAAAUUUAAACAUGUGAAAACAACCAACGUUUUUGUGGAAAAGUAGUUCAUCUGAGUUCUAGGUGUUGCAGUCCGAGAGAAAUCCAAACUGACAGGAGGAAUUGUGGGAAGCUAGCAUUGUUUACACUGUCACAGAGUCCGCUCCGGGUGUUUGUGCGCGUGCCCCGGAUUUCCCGGGUCUGCCCUCGAGCUCGGGGGAAUGCCUUUGUGCUUCACCGUGAAUCUUCUCCGUUUGGUGUCUCCGGCGGCUGGCGUGUCCGCUUUCAACGGAACCUUUUGUCAGUUUUUCUGCGCUAGCAGGGCAGCUAACCGAGUUGAUGACGAGGAUUGACAGAGCGGAGACGCUGCAAACAUGGACGUGGUGUCACCCGAGUUGAACAGCCUCCUUCCUGAUGAGAUCAUGGACACGGAGGCCAUGGAGGAGGCGCCUCACUCUCAGCCCGACAGCGCCGCGGUCCAGGCGGAGCCCUGCUACGACUCCACAGUUCCCAUGGAAACGGACGUCCCGCAAACUCCCAGCGUCUCCGAAGACGCGGCGCCGACGGGUAACUCCCAAACCCAGCUAACGCCUACGGACUCCACGCUCAGCCCCAGCAGACAUUCCUCCAUCCUCAUUUCCAGCGGCCCGUCGCGCCUGGUCACCCUCAAACCGGGCCUGGCCACCUCCACGGCCCCCACCAAAACCACGGACAGCGUGACCGGGACGAGCAUGUCCACGGGCGGCUUACAGAAGCUCACCGCUCCCUUCACCAUUUCCUCCGUCAACCAUCAGAUCAUCCUCAACAAGGUGGCCUCGUCUCAAGCUGCGGAGGCUGCAAAGUCUGCGGGGCCGCCGCCGCAGGUCAUCAAGCAAGAAGGACAGAAGCUGCUGGUCACGACCAUAGGGAAGUCAGGACAGCCGAUAGUGCUGCAGCUGCCGCAUGCGGCCAGCAAACCCGGCGUGGUCCAGGCCUCAGGAGACGGCAAGGCCCCGGCUCCGCAGUUUAAAGUGGUCACGAUUGCUGGGGGGUCAGAACUGAAGCCAGUGGUGGGGAGUGGAGGCAACCAAGUAACCGCAGUGCAAACCCAGCAGCUCAAGACUAUACAGAUUCCUAAGAAAACCCCGGUCUCCUCUGCGGCUCCCAUCAAGUUCAUCAUCACCAAAACGGUCAACAGCAAAAGUCUGAGUCCUCAGACGUCCGUCACCCCUGUGAUCGCAGCAGGCCGGGUGGUGACGCAGACGCAGUCCCCCGUGAUGCCACCCAGAACCAUCGCUCUGUCCGAGCCUCACAACACUAACCUGCAGAACAUCGCCAGCAAGAAGAUCGCCAUUUCUCCACUCAAGACUCCCAGCAAGGUUACCGUGGUUUCCGUGGCCUCUCCCCCCUCCAACUCCUCGCAGAAGUCCGUCGCGCUGCCCGUUAACGUGGCGCUCGGCCAGCAGAUCCUCGCCGUCCAGCAGUCCUCCGCUGUUUCUCCGGUCAAAGUGGCCACCAGCCAGCCUGCAGCUCAGAACGUCAAACCUGUCCAGUCGGUGACCGUGGGAGGAGUCGGAGGCUCCCAGUUCAAGACCAUCAUCCCGCUGACCACCCAGCAGAACGUGCAGCAGAUUCAGGUUCCAGGAAGCAGGUUUCACUACGUCCGGCUCGUCACGGCGACCACGUCCAGCAGCCCGGGCCAGCCCAGCACCAGCUCCAUGCAGACAGGGAAACCCAUGGUGGGCAGCACAGGAGUCAGGAUGUCGGUCCCUGUCGUUCCAGCUCCAGCCAUGAAACAGGUGGUGCCGAAACCUCUAACGUCAUCGGCACAGGUGGUGGCGACCCCUCAGACGCAGCAGCGCCUCAUCAUGCCCGCCAUCCAGCCCAACCUCACCAACCUGCCGCUGGGCACCGUCCUGGCUCCGGCCCCCGGAGGCGGGAACAUGGGCUACGCCGUCCUCCCCGCUCAGUAUGUCGCCCAGCUCCAGCAGUCUCCGUUCGUGACUCUUGCCAGCAGCUCUGGUUUCCAGGCGUCCAGCGGGAUGCAGACUCAGGCCAAACUGCCCCUUAAUGGUGUUUCAGCAGCUGAAACCACAUCAAGACCAAGGAAACCCUGCAACUGCACAAAGUCUCAGUGUCUCAAACUGUACUGCGACUGCUUUGCAAACGGAGAGUUCUGCAACAUGUGCAACUGCAACAACUGCUUCAACAACCUGGAGCACGAGACGGAGCGCCUCAAAGCCAUCAAGACGUGUCUGGACCGAAAUCCAGAGGCCUUCAAACCCAAAAUCGGUAAAGGGAAGGAGGGCGAGUCCGACCGCCGCCACAGCAAAGGCUGCAACUGCAAGCGGUCGGGCUGCCUGAAGAACUACUGCGAGUGCUACGAGGCAAAGAUCAUGUGCUCAUCCAUAUGCAAAUGCAUCGGGUGCAAAAACUUUGAGGAAAGCCCGGAGAGGAAGACGCUGAUGCACCUGGCGGACGCAGCAGAAGUGAGGGUUCAGCAGCAGACGGCAGCAAAGACCAAGCUGUCCUCGCAGAUCUCAGACCUGCUCAUGAGGACCACUCCGGUCAUUUCCAGCGGAAGCGGGAGGCUUCCGUACACGUUCCUAACGAAGGAGGUGGUGGAGGCGACGUGCGAGUGUCUGCUGGACAAGGCCAGAAGAGCCGAGCAGACGGAUCAGCUGACGAGCGAAGCGGAGCGGCUGAUCCUGGAGGAGUUCGGACACUGCCUUAUGAACAUCAUCACCUCUGCGGGGAAGGCCAAAGCCGACAGUGCCUCCAUCAACUGCUGAGUUGAGCUGUCGCCAAGUUUCCCCGGUCGCGCCUCGGUCGCCGCGCCUCCGACGCCCGUCCCUUCCCGCGGGAGGAACGGGGCCGUCUCCUCCGAGGCAGAGGGAGGAGCCUAAAAAGGCGGAUUUCUCCCAGCGGCAGCUGGAGCGAGCGGCUCAGCUCGGACUGAUGAGCGGACUCUGGGUCCCACUCGUUCAUCGGACUGUGAUGCACAGAAACGACGAGUUGGAGUCCAACAGGAACUUCUCUGCCCUUCAGAACCUCCUCCUCUUCUGUUUCCACCUGACUGCUGCUCUUAUUUUGAGGUUUUCCAAGAACGCCUCUCAUUUUGCUAUCGGUAUAUUUGUGCUUACGGUAGACGAGCAGAACUUUUAUCUUUUGAUAUUUAUUUUGUCAAAUAUUUGUUAUCAGAGUGCUAAUAUUGUGUGGCUCAUAGGUCCACAAACUAUUAACUAAAGUUAGGCAGCAUUGUUUUUUUCCUAUGAAAGUAAUUAGAUUUUGUUGGUUUUAUACUAAAUAAAAUUGUGAGACCUGACGGACGGAGGAUCAGCUGCAACAUGAGUGGACUGAUGGAGGAUUAUGUUUCGACUGAAUACUUUAGACAUUAAACCCAGCAUGAAUUUGAUAGAUUGAUGCGGAUUACUCGUUAGGGGGACGUCACAACAGCUCAUUCAUUCAGACCCAGCCUCGGUUUGACCGCCAUUUAAAAGGAGAAAUACUCAGAAAUGCAAAAAUGAAAUGUUUUUAUUAAAUUAUAUUUGUUCUCUUCUAUAAGAAAAAUGCCACAGGUACAUGACAAAAACCCAAAAAAACCUGAUUUUCAUCUGACUUUAAAGUGAAGGUCCCGAAUGAAUGAGGGUAAAAAUAAAAACGAGAAUAAAAUUGGAGGACCUUU